CUUAUUUUUGUAAAUCAGUUCAGCAGCUUGUCUAUGUUAAAUUUGGCGGCAACUAGCUUAAAGAGUGACCAAAGCAUUGCUUUAAAAAUUAACAAAACAAUAUUUUUUACAUUUAUGUUAAAGCUACUGCUAUAGAACUGCUAGAAACUUUGCCAAUAAAUUAAACAUAAAUAAAUACAAAAGAUGACAACAGAUGAACGCAAUUUUAGAUCAAGUUACUAUGAAAAGGUUGGCUGCUUUAGCGUCGAAGAGAAGAAAUCACUCAAUAAACUACUACAGGAUGACAUACGCAAUCUAGCCAAGUUAAAGCACUUCGUGUACACAUAUACAGUUCCAGCCCAGGAGCGGAGUUUGCUCUGGUGCCUCAUAAUGGGAAUAAUGCCACUGCACAAAAGCAAUACGGAUUAUGUGCGUGAGCAGCGUCGACAAGUUUACGAGGAUUUGCUACGCGCUGUGACCGUAAUGCGGUGCGUCGAUGCGGACUCGUGUAAGACCAGAGAUUUGGUGCUGCACAAAAUGUGGUUACUGGAGAACAAUCGGCUAUUGCAUAGCAAUGUUCGGAUCGGAGCUCAGGCCCAGGAUGACAAUCACUUUGUCGAAAUUAUGCGUGCUCUGCUCAAGAUUUUUGACGAUGAAAUGGAAACAUACUGGAUAGCCAAGGAGUUUUAUCAGUACACGCGUGAGUUCAAAAAGGACUGUGCCAAGCUAAAAGAACUCACUCAAAUACUUCUCAAGCGCGAGGAUAUUGCCUUAUUUCACCGAUUGGACAAGCUGGAGCUGUUUGAUGUCAACUCGAAGCUACUGGAGAACUGGUACACAACUUGCUUUGCUGGGGUAAUUUGUGAAACUGUCCUUGUCAAAGUGUGGGACAAGGUGUGCGGGGGCGCUAAGAAGAUUGUAGUUUUUCUCUUUCUGGAGCUGGUGAAAGACAUCAAGUCGCUGAUAUUUGAUCUGAGCACACAGGAGGACCUAAAGGCUCUGAUCGAAACGGUCAAGGAUCUAGAUGGUGUCAUCGUAAACAAAGCCAUCAAAUCUUGGCAAAGUAAUAACAGUGAAAUCGAAUAUGCGCAUUAAGAAGAGACAGCGACGAAAUGUUUGAAUUAGUAUAGUUGUAUGUAAGAGAAAAGUAAAAUGGGAUAUGAACUAAAUGUAUUUGAAGACCACGUCCUUCUUAUCGGCCACCGUCUGAAACUCCAGCGUGACGGGGCACUGCAUCCAGUACGACAGCAGCUCCUCCGUAUAUCCAAUGAGGAAGUACAUCUUGCGUGGACUAAUUGCCUGUCGUAUGAUGGCAGCAAUGCGUAUCGUAUUGUGUUGCCGCUUAAUAAUGAUCUCGGAGCAGACCAGCGCAUGCCAGGUGCCAGUAAUAAAUUUGCGAAUAAAAACAUCCUCAAUUGCGGUUUGCGAUGGACGCAGACCAUCCUUCAGAGUGGCUACAAAUAUGAUUGAUUUAUUUUGUACGCAAUUCAAAUAAAAAUGCAUAAACUUA
Messenger RNA from Drosophila grimshawi, 1489 nucleotides. It is a transcript of the gene TBC1d7, whose product is annotated as TBC1 domain family member 7. NCBI's taxonomy places the organism in Eukaryota, Metazoa, Arthropoda, Insecta, Diptera, Drosophilidae. Gene Ontology annotation, biological process: activation of GTPase activity; negative regulation of TOR signaling. The coding region runs from base 184 to 1074 and encodes 296 amino acids. The transcript is spliced from 3 exons. Gene Ontology annotation, molecular function: GTPase activator activity. The record is from RefSeq and is a predicted model, not a curated record.